This is a messenger RNA of Anisakis simplex (herring worm), 513 nucleotides long. Lineage: Eukaryota; Metazoa; Nematoda; Chromadorea; Rhabditida; Anisakidae. The record is from the annotation of a GenBank genome assembly.
AUGUCCAUUAAGAGAAUAGUGUUGGUGAGGAAAAAAUGUGAACUUAUAGAAGUGCUGCAUGCAUCAACUCCAGUAACUGUAUCCGUUCAAGUGGAUAACGCAAGUUUGGUUCAUAUUUCGAUUGAUGUGUCGGGCAUUGAAGAUGAUAUCAUGGGCUAUAAAGUGUAUUUCACAAGAGAUGAUGAGCAAAGUGAUGAAUCUUUUGUGGACUGGCAGCAAAUACACGUUCAAAGUUCAGAUCGAAGUUACACACUCAAAAUGGACGAAGAAACACUGCAUUUGAAACCAAAUAUCAGAUAUCGAUUGCGUGUUACAACAUCCACUUCAAACGGUGAAACUGAACCAAGUGAAGUGGUCGAGUUUAAAACUAGUAACACAGUGUCACAAGCGCCGUCCAAUGUCAAUGUGGUGAUAGCAGCAAGUAACAGCUUUACAGUCUAUUUCGAUGCAGCCAUUGAUCCAAACAGUACGGAUAUUCAAUCAAAAUAUGUUAAUGUCAGUGCACCUUUCUGA